This is a messenger RNA of Diuraphis noxia (Russian wheat aphid), 3818 nucleotides long. RefSeq names its product cohesin release factor wings apart-like (gene wapl). The record is from RefSeq and is a predicted model, not a curated record. Lineage: Eukaryota; Metazoa; Arthropoda; Insecta; Hemiptera; Aphididae.
ACGUGCGUAUGAGUGUGUUUUGUUUACAAUAUACAUAAUACAUUUUUUUUUAAUUAUUAUUAAAUGCAUACAAGAUCGUUGAUCACCUACUCGGCCACCAGUCGAGUACCUUCACUAAUAUUUUUGAAGUUUCGAAAUUAAUUAUCUCGUUUCGCAAUUUGCAGUAAGAUUUCCCCAAGCCCAGUAAAAUGCGUCUGAUGCCUAUUUCAGAUAUAUCGUCGUUGGUUCCUGUGCGUUGAAAUAAAGAAAAAACGGUUGGAGUUGAUCAGAUGCAUCCAGUAGUUGAUUACGCCUACGACGCUUAACAUGCAGAGCACUGCAAAAGGUCCUAGGUCUUACAUGAAGUCAUAUGGCCGUGCAAAGUACUCCAAUAAUCCGAAUAGUGUUGUACAAACAGCCAUAAAUUUUGAUAAGCUUUUGUGUGAAAACACUAAUAGGCCUACAGCGGCCAAAUCUUCAGGUACUGUUGGCAAAUGGGGUGUUACUUCAUUUACUUCAAUUAGAAGUACUAAUUUUGUCACAGGUAAUACAAAUACAGGAAAACCUGAAGAAACAUCAGGAUCUCGAUUUAGUGUAGGAAAGAAAAGACAACAUCAAGAAGCUAGUCCUGCUCCUAAAAUUGUUAUACCAGAACCUACUUUAAAUGUAGUAAGACCUAAGAAAUUUUUUAAAAGCCGCAAUGCUGAUUCUAAUAGAUCUGACAGAAAAUAUGGUGGAUCAGAAGUGACAAAGAAAACCAAAACAGUUAUUCAAAAAACCCCAGAAUCUUCUCCUGAAAAAGAAGACCGAAGUCCAGAAUCAAAAGAAUUGUCUUUUACAUCAUUAACACCGACUAAAGACCCGAGUAAGCCACCUAUCGUUCUUCGAAUAUUUAAAGGUAAAUCACAGUUAGUGAAUGAGCCUAAUUCUAUUCAAAAACCUCUUCAAGCAAUUGAAGUACCAGAAAGUAAUGAUCAAAUUACCCCUACUAUAACUACAAGAAGUCUUCGGAGACGAAACCCACAAACUACAUAUACUGAGCCAGAAACUGAAGAAUCUCCUCCAAUUAUUGAUAUACCUAAAAAGAGACGUCAAGAUAGGGCUAAAUUCACAGUUCCCACUUUAAAAAUUAAUAUAUCUAAACAUACUGUUAUUAAUCAAGAUGAUGAAUUGAAAUAUGAAAUAAAUGAGAAAGAAACAACUAACAUGAAUAUUGAUAAAUCUAAAAUAGAACAAUUAGAAAAUGAUCGCAAUAAGUUAUUGGCUGUAUUAGAGGGUAGUGAUGAUUCUUUAUCUAGCCCUAAAAUGGAUAUUCCAGAAGAAAAUGAAGAAGAAAAACUCGAUGCAACUGAUGAUUUAUUAAAACAACUUGAAGUGCAAUUCACACCUGAUAAAGAAACUUCUAGUAAGAAAAUUGAGAAGAAAAAAGAAGAUGUCAAGGUCCAGUCUGAUAUUCCUUCUUCAAAACAUCGAGGAGUAUUUGUAGAAACUGAACCAAUUAAGAUUGAUGAAGAUGAAGUAACAGAAAAAAUGGUAGUAGACCCGCCAGAAACAGUAAUACCAGCAAAGAAAAGUAUUUUUAAAUCUAGGAAUGAGAGAAAUAAGAAAGGUAUGUUUCUUUAUAAACAUUCAUGGGUUGAUAAGGAUAAAAAAAUUGAUGAAGAAAAGAAAGAAGAAUCUACUCCAAGUACAAGUCCUGGUAGUUUUGAACAAAAACCUCUACUAAGAAUUACAAAAUCAACUGAUGUAUUUGAUGAUGAUUUUGAUUCAGUUACAAGUAUUAAAUGUGACAAAAAAGAAAAAGGAUAUUAUACUGUGGUCCGAAAUGUUAAAAAAGCUCACCAAAUUCAAGAGUCUGGAGAAUUUCAAGAGUUUAAUGAUGAUGUUGAGUAUAUUUUAGAUGCUUUACAACCAAACAACCCAAUUGGAACUAGAUGUCUAUCUGCAAUAACAUUGGCCACUAAAUGUAUGACUCCAGCUUUCAGGAUGCAUGUUAAGGCACAUGGAACAGUUGCUAAGAUAUUUCGUGCAUUACAAGAUGCUACUAAAGAUCAAAGCUUAGGAAUGUGUACAGCUACCGUUAUGUUUGUUUUAAGUCAAGAUCGUUUAAAUAUGGAUUUAGACCGUGAUUGUCUUGAACUUAUGUUAAAUUUAUUGGAGAAUGAUACGAGUCAUGAUCAAGCUCUUGAUGAUUGUGGUCUUACUGAUCAUCAAUUACAAAAGACACGUGAACGAGUUAUUCAGUUGUGUUCUGAGAUUAAAUCUCAAGGAGCUGCUAAAUACUUAAACACAGAUAACAUCACUGUAGGACAAUUAGCUAUGGAGACUCUUUUAAGUCUUACUAGUGUUCGAGCUGGUGAGUGGUUUAAAGAAGAAAUGCGACAGCUUGGAGGUCUUGAUCAUAUUGUACGUACAGUUGUACAAUGUUGUAAUCAUGUUGACUCGAUGACAAAUGUGUGGUCCUCAACAUUACUCGAUCGUAUUAAAAAGGUGGAUCGUUGUUUAAGGAUACUUGAAAAUGUAACAAUACAAAAUGAAGAAAAUAAUGUGUAUUUAUUAGACUUUGAAAAUGGAAUUUUGAUUGACACAUUAGUUAGAUUGUUUAAAGUAUGUGAUUAUGAGAUACCGUUAUAUCCAAGUUAUGAUGUAAAUGACAAAGACUCAAUAAGUGCAGUGUUACGAGAAUGUCUAAGAGCUAAUUUAAAAGUGCUUAUAAAUUUGUCACACGAUUCCAAUCAAAUAACUCAUGGCUCAAAAAUUGGACAAAAAGAUGGAGUUAUUGACACAACUUUGCAUAUUUUUCUUAAAGUUCCAGAAUAUGUCCCUCAUGAUGAAAAGUUUGAUAUAAUGUUUUCGACCUUAACAUUGCUGAUUAAUCUAGUUGAGAUCAAUGUGGAAAAUAGGAAACUUAUAGCAGAAGCUAAAGCUCCUGAUACUAGUGAUAUUCAAGACAUAGCAAAAAAAACAUUCGCAAUCGAAGCACUAGUGAAAAUGUUCUUCCAACAAGAAGAAUUGGCUAAGACUGAGGAAAAAAAGACUGAUGAAAUAUUAGAUGGCGAGAACAAACAAACWGAAAAGCCAGCUAAAGACGCUCCAUUAAAAGCACAUACACAAUAUAUUGAGGAGACAAUUUCAUUACUCGUUGAAAAGGCGGGUCAAAAUAUGCAACACACAAUGAUUGCUUCAUUUAUUGCAAUUUUACUUGGUUAUAUUACAAUGGAUAACAAGGAAUACCUUGAAUUUGUUGGUAAGCAUUUACCAGAUGGUCGGUUUACAGCUAUGUUGGCUGUUUUGGAUAAAUAUUUAAAUUUCAUGAAGCUUACUACUGCUCCUGGCACCAAAGGAAUAAAAUCUGUUGAAAUGAUUAUAAAGCAUUUGACAAAAUGUGAAAAACUACAAGCUGAUGCAUCUGAUCUACCUAGCACUUCAGCAUAACUAAAUAGAGUGGUUAUAUUCUUUAGGACCAAGAAUAGCAUAAUUUAAUGUUUUAAUAUUUUUACUUAUGAAACUUAUCCUUUUAUUUGCAUAUAAAUGUAUURAUUUUGUAAUUUAUUUGACUGUAAAGUAUUAUUUCUUUGUUGUAACAAUAACGGAUUAAUACAAUCUUUUCCUAUUCUGUACGACUUCUUUUUUGUCGUGACAUGUAAUGUUUUUAAUUUUUAAUUGUCUCAUUGAAAAUAAAUUUAAUCCGUCUGUUAUACCUAAGUAAAUUUUGUAAGUUGUAUUUUUAAUUAAUUUUUAUGUACGGUUCUUGAAUUUAGUGUUAUAAUACCAUAGGAAGUAAUAUUACCUUUUUAAAUUUAUUAUUAAAUUCAUAACAUAAAACAAUACACGUUGUA